Echinostoma caproni is the source of this 1107-nucleotide messenger RNA. The record is from the annotation of a GenBank genome assembly. Lineage: Eukaryota; Metazoa; Platyhelminthes; Trematoda; Plagiorchiida; Echinostomatidae.
AUGACGUUCGGCUGCCUUUCACUUCUCCGCACGGGUUAUCAGUCUGGACAACUACACCCCGGAGAUGUGUGGCGUUUGUUCCUCUCUCGUGCCCGAGCGGACAAAGAAGCACAUGCAACCGGAUCUGCUCUAUCCAACUUGGGCGUGACACCGACAAAUGCGAUCCUGAGCAUUGUGGACCAAUCGCGCGUCUGCAUGCAUUUGGAACAUAUCAAACAGCCCGAUCGCGCCCGGGGACGAGAGUUGUUUCUCUGGGCCACACCGAUUCUCGUGAAAGAUAAUUUCUGUACGGACUGGACCAAGUGGGGACUGUUGACCACGUGCGCCUCUAGGGCGCUGGAAUCGUUUCAGGCUCCAUAUGAUGCAUGUGUAGUGGAUAUUUUGGCCCGUGAUGGUGCCUACGUUUUUGGCAAAACCAAUCUAGACGAAUUCGCGAUGGGAUGCGGUUCUACCGACAGUGCUCUUGCCGGUCCCGUCAUCAAUCCUUGGUCUUUUCAUCAACCCGGGACCGAGAAACCGUUGGUGAUUGCCGGUGGUAGCUCUGGUGGAAGUGCGGCCGCAGUCGCUGCUGGCCUGAGCCCGGUGGCUCUCGCUUCCGAUACGGGUGGCUCGGCCCGUAUCCCCGCAGCCUAUUGCGGUGUGGUUGGAUUGAAACCCACCUACGGCCUAUUCUCUCGGCAUGGUUUGAUUCCGUUGGCCGAUAGUCUUGACGUGCCUGCAGUGAUCGCCAAUUCCGUGGCUGAUGUGUCCGCUGUCCUAUUUACCUGGCUUGAUCCGGAUCUUCAACCGACCACUUCGUUGGAUGGAACGUGUGUACCUGUCGAACCCAGUUGGCGAAACAAAACCCGUGCACAGUUGCUUCAGAUGGCAAACGAAUCCCCCACGUGCCUGGAACCUCCUACACGAAUGCGGAUUGGUAUUCCGCUGGAAUAUCAUGUCCCAGGACUGGAUAAAAAUGUGGCCAAAGUAUGGGAUCAGGUGGCUGGUUGGUUAGUGGACGAAUUAAAGUACCCGGUACGAGUGGUUCGAAUGCCGCACACACCGAUGGCUACUAGUGUCUACUCGGUGUUAUGUGCAGCUGAAGUGGCUUCGAAUAUGGCCAGGUAA